Messenger RNA from Drosophila novamexicana, 2133 nucleotides. Its product is annotated as protein VAC14 homolog. Gene Ontology annotation, biological process: positive regulation of kinase activity; phosphatidylinositol biosynthetic process. Gene Ontology annotation, cellular component: endosome membrane; PAS complex. The transcript has 9 exons. The record is from RefSeq and is a predicted model, not a curated record. The coding region runs from base 54 to 2117 and encodes 687 amino acids. Lineage: Eukaryota; Metazoa; Arthropoda; Insecta; Diptera; Drosophilidae.
CCGCGGCACAAGCAAAACAAACUUUAAAACUUAUUUUAAAACGAAAUAUAAGAAUGGAUCCACCGUACGCGCCUUUAAGUGAGUCCUGUGCCAAGGCGCUGGGCGACAAAAUGUACGACAAGCGGAAAGUGGCCUCCCAGGAGAUUGAGAAAAUGGUCAUUGAGUUUAAUGAUAAAAAUAAUGCGACACAAAUACGAAAACUGAUCGAGGUGCUCUCCAAUGACUACGCCACAUCGCGCGAUGCCAAUCGCCGCAAGGGUGCGCUCAUCGGGCUAGCCGCAACGGGCUUAGGGCUGGGCAAAGAUUCGGAUAAAUAUGUCAACGAGCUGGUGACGCCCAUUAUGAGCUGCCUGUCCGAUCCGGAUUUGCGUGUGCGCUACUUUGCCUGCGAGUCCUUGUACAAUGUGGUUAAGGUGGCCCGUGCGGCCAUUAUACCCUACUUCCCGGAGCUGUUUGCGGCUUUGUCGCGUCUGGUUACCGACUCCGAUCAAAUGGUGAAGGACGGCAGCGAGCUGCUGGAUCGCUUGCUAAAGGACAUUGUCACGGAAUCGUAUGAGACCUUCAAUCUGGAGGCUUUUAUACCCUUGCUGAGGGAGCGCAUAUAUGUGAAUAAUGCCUUUGCUCGGCAAUAUGUGAUCUCGUGGAUCUCAAUAUUGAAUGCUGUGCCCGAUAUAAAUAUGGUCAAAUAUCUGACGGAUAUUCUGGACGGCCUCUUUGUCAUGCUGGAGGAUAAUACGCCGGAGAUUCAGCGCAUGUGCGAGAACACAAUCAGCCAGUUCUUAAAGUCCAUACGCAAUGAUUCGUCCUCGGUGCGCAUGGAGGAUAUCAUCAAUACGUUAAUCACACACGCUGAAUCCCAGAACGAGCUAAUCAAGUCGAUUGCCAUCACCUGGAUACGGGAAUUUGUGCAAAUCUUUGGACCCAAUGUAUUGCCCUACGCAAGCGGCAUAUUCACGGCCAUUCUGCCAUGCCUGGAGUACAAUGUGGAGUCCAAGCGCAGCAUCAAGGAAUGUGCCGUCUCGGUGAACAACUCCAUGAUGCAGCUGGUCUCGUCAAAGGAACUGAAAACCCAAAAUGUGGCCAAAAUUGAUUUGCGUUCCAUUAUGGAGGUACUUUCGCAAUAUCUCACGCACAACUCAACGCACACAAAGAUCGCGGUGCUGAAAUGGAUACAUCAUCUCUUUAUCAACUUUCCCAAUGAGAUGUCGCUGCAUGCCAACAAUCUGAACAACAAUCUGCUGGCCACGCUCUCGGACAACUCGGACGAGGUGGUGCUCCAAAGCUUGUGUGUGCUGGCCGAGAUUAUCAACUCGCAGGACACAAAGGAUCUGGAGGAUUUCAAUAAGCCGCAUUAUCGCAAGUUUCUGCUGAGCCUGCUGAAUCUCUUCAGCGAGGAGAAGGUCAUACUGGAAACCAGAGCCAGUCUAAUUAUAAGACAACUUUGUGUGCUCCUCAAUGCCGAGUAUAUUUAUCGCACCUUUGCCGAGAUCAUAGCCGAGGAAAUGCCGAACCUGAAAUUUGCCUCGACAGUUGUCCGGCUGCUGAACAACAUUUUGCUUACCUCCACGGAGCUGUUUGAGCUGCGCACCAGCCUGCGUGACAUAUCCAAUGAGAAGUCCGCGGAUCUCUUUCAAUGCCUCUACAAGAGCUGGGCCCACUGCCCGGUGUCCACGCUGUCACUUUGUCUAAUCGCCCAGUGCUAUCAGCAUGUCUCCGAGCUGGUUAUCUUAUUCGCCGAUGUGGAAAUAACGCUGGAAUUGCUGGUCGAGCUGGAUAAGCUGGUGCAGCUCAUUGAGUCGCCCAUCUUUGCUGCACUGCGUCUCACGCUGGUGUCCAAAUCAAAUAACUGCGCCGAUGCCCAGUAUUUGGCGCAUGCGCUCUUUGGAAUUCUCAUGCUUCUGCCGCAAACCUUGGCUUUUGAUACGCUCCGCAAUCGCCUGCAAUGCGUGCCCAACUAUUGGGGCAAACAGCCCCUAGAUGAGCGCAAAUCCGUAGAGUUCAGCAGCGGCAUAGACUUUGCUGCACUUCGCGCCCAGUUCGUCGAGCGCCAGAAGACGCAUCGCGCCCAGCGCAUAAUCCAGCGCAAACGUAGUGUAAUUACGCCGGAUAGUAAUUAAUAUUAUAUUAAAAAAA